Molecule: messenger RNA, 450 nt
Organism: Rhinocladiella mackenziei CBS 650.93
Lineage: Eukaryota; Fungi; Ascomycota; Eurotiomycetes; Chaetothyriales; Herpotrichiellaceae
Exons: 1
Coding region: 1-450 (149 amino acids)
Source: RefSeq, a predicted model, not a curated record
AUGGUGGCUGUAGAAGUCGGCCACAGCGACACACACAACAGCACCGUGCUCUGGUGCCCUGCCCUCCGCCUCGUGGUCGCCGGCGACGUCGUCUACGGUGACGUGCAUCAAAUGCUCGGUGAAGCCAACACGCACGCACUGCGCAUGGAAUGGGUUCGCGCACUCGACAUCGUCUCAUCGCUCAACCUGGCCUCCGUGGUGCCGGGGCACAGGAGACCCUCUGAGCUUGAUGGGCCAUGGCACGUCGAGGCAUCAAGGAAAUAUAUUUUGGACUUUGACAAAUUGGCAGAGAAUGGGGAGUGUAGGAAUGCACGCGAUCUAGUAGGGAAGAUGAAAGAAUUGUGGCCGACGAGAUUUAAUGACGGCGCGCUGAUUGUGGGUGCGAUUAAUGCGUUUAAAGUCAAGGAGAAAGAGGCCAAGAAGAAAAAGCAGGGUGCUGAGAAGUUGUAA